GGUGUCAGUUAAACAUAACUAUGGAAAAAAAAAAUUUGGUUUGGAAUUCAAAAACUGCGAAUUCAAAUUGAGUCGGUAUUUAUAAUGAGCUUAAAAAUAUAUAUUUCAAAGAUUAAAUGUGAUUUGUUAUUAUUUUUGUGGUUUGUGGAAUCAGGGAAAAAAAAACAUUGAAAACAUGCAAACGCAUUUGAAAAAAAAAACAUCGCAUUGCUAGCCGUUCGGUGUGCAAGGGUGGCGCUGUCAGUCAAUGCGAAAAUCACAUCUACGUCCAAUUUGCAUGAAGAAUUACAUUUGAACAUGUCUGCACAAACAGCUAACGGAUUUGCACUCGGUUGAAAGUCAGACGAUGCGAUGACAUUGUUAGUUGGAGUGUGAGCGUCAUUGAAUGUGUGUCCAGAAUAAAAAAAAUGUCACCGUGUUCUUAUUCGUAGACUAAUUUUUUUUUUUUCAAUAAAUUGAGGUGAAAUUCUGAAUAUUUGCAAACUAAAACGACGAAAAAUGGCUGAGGCAAUGGAAAUCGACGAGAAUUCCGGCGAUGAGAAUUCCAAUUCGAAAAUUGUUGACUCUGUGUCGAUGAUGCAGAGUUUUUUAAGUCCGAAACAACAAAAACGCUUGGAUUUUUUGCUGGAACAAGCCGAAGUGUUCUCACAUUUUGUUGGAAAUUCACCAAAGCAAGCGGCCAAACGCAACAAAAUGGCGCGCAAACGUGAACAAAAGUCGUCAAGUCGACACCAUGAAAAUGACAAAUCGAUGGAUGGAGAUGACGAUGCCGAAGAUGAAGGAAAAGCAACAGGUGUCCGCUUCGAAACGACGCCAGCGUACAUAAACGGCGUAAUGCGUGACUACCAAUUGCGCGGCUUGAAUUGGCUGAUUUCUCUGCACGAAAAUAAUGUGAAUGGAAUUCUAGCUGAUGAAAUGGGACUAGGGAAGACAUUGCAAACCAUUUCGAUUCUUGGUUUUUUGAAAAAUUACAAAACGAUCGAUGGUCCAUUCUUGGUGGUUGGACCGAAAUCAACACUUGCUAACUGGUUUAAGGAAGUGAAAAAAUUCUGUCCAACGUUGCGUGCGCUCACAUUGAUUGGCGAGAAAACCGCGCGCCAAGAUGUAAUACAUCAACUUGAAAAGCGUAAGUCGUGGGACGUUCUCCUGACGACAUACGAGAUGAUUUUGGCAGAAAAAAGUGCCCUCAAACGGUAUAAUUGGCGAUAUCUUGUUGUGGAUGAGGCACAUCGCUUGAAAAAUGAAAACAACAAAAUCAGCACGAUUUUACGAAGUUUUAAAUCCGACAAUCGGCUUCUGCUCACUGGUACCCCACUUCAGAACAAUUUACACGAACUGUGGGCCCUUCUGAAUUUCCUAUUGCCAGAGGUGUUCGCAAGUGCAGACGACUUUGACACAUGGUUUGAUGCAGAUGAUUGCUUAAGAGGUAAUCAUAGCAUUGUUCAACGGCUGCGAACCAUUCUUCAGCCGUUCAUGCUACGGCGCAUCAAAGCCGAAGUGGAAAAGUCUCUGUUGCCAAAGAUUGAAACGAAACUGUUCGUCAGACUGACGCCAUUGCAACACAAAGUGUACAAAACGGUUUUACUCAAAGAAGUGAAGAAAAUCAACGCAUUUGGCGAAGAGUCAACAAAGGCCAUAAAUAUGAUUGUGCAAGAGCUGCGAAAGGCGGCCAAUCAUCCAUAUUUGAUUGAUAACAUUGAACCAGGCCCACCAUACACAACCGACAUGCAUUUAGUCACCAGUUGUGGCAAAAUGCUGAUUUUGGACAAACUGUUGGCCAAAUUGAAAUCGCAAGGCUCGCGAGUGGUCAUGUUUUCUCAAUUUACGAUGUUGCUCGACAUACUCGAGGACUACCUGGGCUGGCGUGGCUACGAAUAUCGGCGGCUUGAUGGACAAACACCGUACGAAGAGCGGGAAGAGAGCAUCGAUCAAUUCAAUGCAGAAAACAGUGACAUAUUCGUGUUCAUCAUAUCCACACGGGCAGGUGGCUUAGGCAUAAAUCUGGCCACCGCAGACACGGUGAUAAUUUACGAUUCGGAUUGGAAUCCGCAAUCUGAUUUCCAGGCAAUCGACCGUGUGCACAGAAUUGGCCAAAAGAAACAGGUGCGAGUCUAUCGUCUGGUCUCAGAAAACACCAUUGACCAACGUAUAACGGAGCGCGCUGAAAUCAAGCAUCGUUUAGAUAAGAUGAUCAUACACGGUAAAACGACUGAAAAAAAUCUUACCGAAUUGACAAAGGGCAACAAGCGCGAUAUGAUUUUCUUCGGUGCUGAAUACAUUUUGUCUUCGGAUGGUUCCGAUGUCAUUGAUAUUGAUAUCGACAUAGACAAGGUUCUCAAGGAGGCCGAAUCGAAAACAGCCGAGGAAGAUGAAAAGUACGCGAAAUUGGGAGAAAGUGAAUUGCGUAAUCUCACAUUGGAAGAAGCUUCAAGCGUAUCGGUCUAUCAGUUUGAAGGUGUCGAUUUUCGUGCCAUGCAAAACAAAACAAAAGAUGAUGGUGCACACCUGUUGCGACAAAGAAAACCCGUUCAGUAUGUCUUGCCGAUGCAAGCGCCUUCCACAGUUUUGCGAAAAAUGAAAUUUCUGCUUGACUAUCAAUUCUAUCCGAAAGCCCUGCAUGACAUGUCAGAAGAUCAUGAUGGAUGGGUCGAUAUGAAUGUGGACAAAGAGCUGAAGCAAGAGCUGGUCGCAGAAGGAUUCCCAAACUGGAAGCGACAAGACUUGAAAACAUUCAUCUAUGCCAUGCGAAAGUACGGCCGUGAAGAUAUGCAACAAAUUGCAAGUAUGCUGCCUGAAAAAACGCUCGACGAAAUCACCAGGUAUCAUCGUGCAUUUUGGAGCCGUGGAAAAGCCGAACUAAAAGAAUUUGAUCGCUACAUUGCAUCACUUGCGAAGGCAGAGGCCGAACAAAACAAGCAAAAGACGGUUUCCGAAGCAUUUCACUGGAAAAUGACCGGUUACCGUUGCCCUGAAUUGGAACUUACGUUCAAAGGUCUCAGUGUGAAGAGCAUGUUCACAUAUGAACAAGACAAAUUCAUACUGAGCUACUUAUUCGAGAUUGGCAUCGAUGCUCCAAAUGCUUAUGCUCGGAUUCGUGAAAAGAUUUCAUCAUCCAGACGACACAAUUUCGAUUUUUUCCUGCGCAGCCGGACCGCAGCCGAAUUGCAGCGGCGCGCAGAGUAUCUACUGAACACAAUCAACCGUGAAUACAUUGAAUUUAUGACCAAAAACACAUCGGCCUCUUCAGACACUUCGGAGACAGCUGGCAACAAGAGUGUCGGCGGCGUUAAGAAACCGGUUUUGCAGAACAAAAUGAACAUGAACAUGACCGUUGGAUAAGGAAAAUUUGCUGUCAAUUUUUACAUUUGGCCAAAUCCAAACUGACAAGAGUCAGUACAAUUCAAUAUUUGUUGUUAGUUUCUUUAUUAGAUUAUACCUGCUUUCAUUGCGAUUGAAAAUUCAUUUUUUUUUCUCCCAUCAAAUUUCUAAAAAUACACUCAACUUGAACGAUGAAGAUUUGAACAUGAAACGAAAGAAAAUUCAUUCGAAUUGAAAAACACCUGUUGAGUUUUUCUUCAGAUGUUCAUGAAAAUGAAUUUUUGACAAAUCACAGAAAGAUAAUAAAAACCCAUUUACUUUAAUUAAA
Messenger RNA from Sitodiplosis mosellana (orange wheat blossom midge), 3646 nucleotides. RefSeq names its product chromatin-remodeling complex ATPase chain Iswi-like. The record is from RefSeq and is a predicted model, not a curated record. Lineage: Eukaryota; Metazoa; Arthropoda; Insecta; Diptera; Cecidomyiidae. Gene Ontology annotation, molecular function: histone binding; chromatin binding; ATP-dependent chromatin remodeler activity. The transcript is spliced from 9 exons. Gene Ontology annotation, biological process: regulation of transcription by RNA polymerase II; nucleosome organization. Gene Ontology annotation, cellular component: chromatin; nucleus. The coding region runs from base 499 to 3339 and encodes 946 amino acids.